AUGGAAGACCUCCGCGACGCCAAGGAGACCGUCGCCAAGUUCGCCGCGCUCAUCGACCGCCUGCGCCCGGACUUCGCACCGCCGCCCCCCGAGGGCGUCGCCGAUGCGACCUCCCACACCUCCAAGCGCCAAACGGCCCGGCGCCAGGACUCCACGGGCUCGCAGAAGAGCACCCGCAGUACAGUGAGCGCGCGGUGGAUGCCGUCGUCCACAUCUUUAUCCAAGAAGAAGAGGACGAGCGACUGGGCCGAGACCACCGAGGGCAUACUGUGGCACGAGCUCGAGAAGCCGCAGCGCGAGGUCGCAAUGCAAUUUCAGGUCGACCAGACGGCGCUCAAGGAGUUCAUCAGCUCGCGCGAGAUGAUGGAGUUGGGGAACGAGUUCGCGCGCCACUACGGCGACUAUGUGCGCGAGAAGCCCUACUGGGCUGCCGAGGAUUUAUUUUUUGAGCUGCAGGCUGUCAAGCAGGGCGAUGCGCAGCAGGCGAAGUGGACGAAAUCUAAGGCUUACAAGAAGGAAUGGGACCUGGCCGACCACCUCGUACGCUUCGUUCUGCUGGCCGAGAAAGCGCGCCUCUAUUCGGACCAGGAGAAGUGGCGUCUCUGGGAGUGGACUUUUGCCAUCAAGGUUGGCUUCUUUCUGAGCAUACUGCGAUGCUACAACGUCCGCCACGCGAAACAGCGACAGUUGACCCGUGAGGCCGAGGCAUCGGCGGGACGGAUAUCGCAGGCCAAUAAUAGGCAGCCUCCUCAGCUUGGUCCGGCAACGCCGCUUACCCCAAGAGUCACGCCUUCGCCGGGGGCCAAGUCUGUGAGCUUCGUUAUCGACCGACCGCAGGCGAGGAGCGAGUGA
Messenger RNA from Anthostomella pinea, 852 nucleotides. Lineage: Eukaryota; Fungi; Ascomycota; Sordariomycetes; Xylariales; Xylariaceae. The record is from the annotation of a GenBank genome assembly.